Molecule: messenger RNA, 1850 nt
Organism: Hemiscyllium ocellatum (epaulette shark)
Lineage: Eukaryota; Metazoa; Chordata; Chondrichthyes; Orectolobiformes; Hemiscylliidae
Gene: nsun6
Product: NOP2/Sun RNA methyltransferase 6
Exons: 11
Coding region: 30-1457 (475 amino acids)
Biological process (GO): RNA methylation
Molecular function (GO): methyltransferase activity; RNA binding
Source: RefSeq, a predicted model, not a curated record
CUGGGUUCGAAGCCACUGAAUACAGCAAAAUGGUCCUAGUGUUCCCCAGAAUUUCUCUGAAGCCGGAGGUGGAGGCAUAUCUCCUAAGUGUCUUUAAGAAUAAAGAGAUUCUGGCAAAUAUACAAUCUGAACAGUCCAACUUUAAAUUUGAAUCUCUACUGAGCCGUUUAUCACAUCCUCCAGCUUUCACAUGCAUCAGGGUCAAUACUUGUGCAGCAUCCACUGAUCAAGUUAAAAAGCUGUUGACUGAAGAGCUCCAGAAGCAAUGUAAAGGAUGGCCUAUGAGUGAUAUUCCAGUACUGGAACAUCCAGAGCUUCCAGAUGUUCUUCUAAUACCAGUUAUUGGUCCUAGGAUAAAUCUGCAGAGGCAUUCCAUAGAAGUGAUUGUGGGGGCACAGUGUGGGAAUGCUGUACUUCGUGGAGCACAUGUUUUUAUUCCUGGCAUCCUCUCCGCUCCAAAACUAAUGAGAGCUGAGGAUGCUGUUUCUGUAUAUUCCGAUAUUGGUGGCAAGUGUAAAAGAGGUGCAGUAGAGUUCGUGGGAUCAAAAACAUUUGUAGGGAAUGGAAUUGCUGAAUUAAGUCGCAAUGAAAUAUUUUCCUCAAAUUGCACUUUAAGGGGUGUGGGAAUCAGAAUGACAGAACCAGUUUAUAUCAGCCCAUCAUUCGACAAUGUCUUACCUAGUCUGCUAUUUUUGCAGAACUUGCCAUCUGUGGUAGUGAGUCAUGUGUUGGAUCCCAAACCUGGAGAGCGAAUCUUGGAUAUUUGUGCUGCUCCCGGUGGAAAAACCACCCAUAUUGCAGCAUUAAUGAAUGAUAAGGGGGAAGUAAUAGCAAUGGAUAAAAUUGCGAAUAAAGUGAAGAAGAUAAAGCAGAAUGCUGAGAAUUUACAACUAAAAUGUAUUAAAGUGUUUUGUUAUGAUGGAACAAAAGCACUGGCAAAGGAAGGCAUUUGGGAUGGGCAAGCAGGACCUCCAUUUCUACCGGAAUCCUUUGAUCGUAUACUUCUGGAUGCGCCUUGUAGUGGGUUAGGUCAGAGACCAAAUAUGGCGUGUGAUUGGAGUUUAAAGGAAAUCACUUCUUAUCCGCCAUUACAGCGAAAAUUGUUUAGAGUGGCAGUGAACUUACUAAAACCUGGAGGUGUUUUGGUAUAUAGCACUUGUACAAUAACACUGGCAGAAAAUGAAGAACAAGUUGCCUGGGCACUCGAUUCUUUUCCUUGUUUAAGCCUACAGUCACAGGAACCUCACCUGGGUGAAGAAGGAAUGAUGGGUGCUGGUCUGUCCAAUGAUCAGCGGCAAUUGCUGCAGAGAUUUGAUCCAGCCAGCGUGACUGAAGGGCAUACCAGUGUUUCUUGUUCGGAUCUGGACAGCAGCCAGAUAGAACACUUAAUCAAGUCUGCUAAUAAGGACACAAUAGGCUUCUUUAUUGCUAAAUUUAUGAAGAUGCAGGAUGGCUAACAGUUAUUAACUAAUUAAAAUAACCCAAAUUCUGGAAAUUCAAAACAAAAACAGGAGAUGAUGGGAAUUAGAUGCAGGUCAGUUAGCAUCGGUAAGGAGUUUAGAUCUGGUUAUUGAUGUUUAUAGUGUACAUCCAUUCAUUAGUGGUUUAAUAAUUUGUAGGUUCUUUGUGAACUGAAAACCUGAAGCUCCGUUAAGAGCAUCAUCAGUAUAUUCUUGUGACGGCAAUUCAAAAGCAUUGUUGCUAUGGUAGCAGUAGAUUUUGCCAGCUGUUCAAUGGGGUCAUAAACCAUGCAGUGAGAAAGAUCAUUAUAGGCUUUUGCAUUUUAUACAGAACCCAAAUUGCAACAUUUGGUUUCAGCCACUUACUCACUUCUUAAAAACAAGGUUUGU